UGAGGAGAGGAGGCUCCGAGAGGCGGGGAGGCCGGUCGGGUUUGUUGUCAUCCCAAGAUGGAGUUUCUGUUGGGCAACCCUUUCAGCACCCCGGUGGGGCAGAGCCUCGAAAAGGCUACAGAUGGCUCCCUACAGAGUGAAGACUGGACACUUAACAUGGAGAUAUGUGACAUCAUCAAUGAGACAGAAGAAGGCCCAAAGGACGCCAUCCGAGCGCUUAAGAAGAGGUUGAAUGGAAACAAAAACUACAGGGAAGUAAUGCUAGCUCUAACGGUACUGGAAACAUGUGUGAAGAACUGUGGCCAUCGCUUUCAUGUCCUAGUAGCAAACCGUGACUUCAUAGAUGGUGUCCUGGUAAAAAUCAUCUCUCCCAAGAACAACCCACCCACCAUUGUCCAGGAUAAAGUACUUGCACUAAUUCAGGCCUGGGCUGAUGCCUUUCGAAGCAGCCCUGAUCUAACUGGGGUGGUCCACAUUUAUGAAGAACUCAAAAGAAAAGGGAUUGAGUUUCCAAUGGCUGAUCUGGAUGCUUUGUCGCCAAUACACACACCGCAGAGAAGCGUUCCUGAAGUUGACCCAGCUGCCAGCAUGCACAGGUCCCAAUCUCAGCAACGGAUGAACUCCAGUUCCUAUUCAUCUCCUUCUCCAACGGCGUACUCUGCUCCUCAGGCCCCAGCUUUGAAUGUGACCGGCCCCAUCACAGCAAAUACAGAGCAGAUUGCACGACUGCGGAGUGAACUGGACGUUGUUCGUGGAAACACCAAAGUGAUGUCUGAAAUGCUCACAGAAAUGGUCCCUGGGCAAGAAGAUUCAUCAGACCUUGAGUUACUGCAGGAGCUGAACCGCACCUGUCGAGCCAUGCAGCAGAGGAUCGUGGAGCUCAUCUCCAGGGUGUCCAACGAAGAAGUCACAGAAGAGCUGCUUCAUGUCAACGACGAUCUGAACAACGUUUUCCUCCGAUACGAGAGAUUUGAGCGAUACAGGUUGGGUCGGUCUGCACAGAACGCAAGCAAUGGGGUUCUCAGCGAGGUGACUGAAGACAACUUAAUAGACCUGGGGCCUGGCUCCCCGGCAGUGGUCAGCCCCAUGGUUGGAAACACGGCACCGGCAUCCACACUUUCGACCCAACUCGCCGGGCUUGAUAUAGGCGCAAACAACGUGAGCGGAACGCUCAGCUCCCUCCAGCACCCCAACCCCCGGGAUGACUUCGACAUGUUCGCACAGACGAGAGGCAGUUCACUGGCUGAUCAACGCAAGACCGUGACGUAUGAAGACCCCCAGGCUGUUAAAGGACUGGCAUCUGCCCUGGAUGUUCGGAAACACAACGCAGGAGGGAGGAGAGGUAAAAGUGGCAGUUCAGACAUGGAGCCCAUAGACAAGUGGCUAAUGACGCAAGGAAUGAUUCCCGUCACACAGUCCUCUGUCAUGGAUGACAUUGAGGAAUGGCUCAGUACCGACGUGAAAGGAGACGAACUGGAAGAAGGAGUGACGAGUGAAGAGUUUGACAAAUUCCUAGAGGAGCGCGCCAAAGCUGCUGAAAGGAUCCCCAACCUGCCCUCGCCACCUCAGGAGGAGCCCACGCCACCGACGACGGCAAACCCCCCAAGCAAAAAGAAGCCGGAGCGCUCUGAAGAUGCCCUCUUUGCCCUGUGACGCUCCUUCCUCGGCUCUUCUUCCUCGUGUGCGUGUGUGGAGGAAGGCAACCGCGCAGUCCAGCGGCCUCCUUGUGCUCUCCAGCUAGCGACGAGCUCCCUUUGCCCCUCCUGGGUUCCAUAGAUGGCCUCUCGUACCUCUUGGAAGCGAUCCAGCCCGAAUAAGCUAACAUUUCACAGAGUAUUUACAUCCAGCCUUGUCACUUCUGUGGCUGUCCUUGGCCACUCGCUAAGCUCCUUCUCUCUCGCACCCACCCACCCAGGUCAAUACCAAGACCCUCUGUCUUUUUUAAUAAUAAUAAUAAUGCAUGAAUUCUUUCUCAUCUCACCUCCCUGCAUUCCUGGCAGACCCAGAACAGAGUUGUGCAGAGGGUAGUCUUGUCUUUUAUUUAAGCCAAAACCUCCUUUCUCCCACAAGCCAGUCCAAAGUGCAACAUGCUUGGUGCAUCUCUGAUAGCGGUGAAGUGUGUUUAGGUGCCUGUUUCUCAAGAACCGGCGUAGCCUUCCCAUAGGUUGAACACAAAAGAAAUUUAUCGUCUUGCUCCAGUCCCAGAAUUUGGCACCAUGCGUUGCCUGUUCCACCUCCCCAGCUGGGUUGUGGAUCUUUUCGUGGGAUGUUUGUUUGGCUUUCUGCCCUAGGGUGGUCAACUGCAGUGAGGAUUGUGACCUGGCUCUGAUAGGUAGGCCGUGUUUCUUAGCGGGUACACUGUCUCUACAAGGGAGAAGAAGCUCCCCCCCCCC
Molecule: messenger RNA, 2393 nt
Organism: Podarcis raffonei (Aeolian wall lizard)
Lineage: Eukaryota; Metazoa; Chordata; Lepidosauria; Squamata; Lacertidae
Gene: TOM1L2
Product: target of myb1 like 2 membrane trafficking protein
Exons: 16
Coding region: 58-1653 (531 amino acids)
Biological process (GO): signal transduction
Cellular component (GO): membrane; endosome
Molecular function (GO): ubiquitin binding; clathrin binding; phosphatidylinositol binding
Source: RefSeq, a predicted model, not a curated record